AGCUUGCGAUCUCAGUAAAUCUUCCCUGUUGUGUACAUUUUUUUUCUCCUCAUAUUGAUAUUUUUAGUACUCUAGGUACCUAAAAUAAUGAAGCGUUUAAGAGAAUUCAUAAUUGUAUUGCUUGUGCAUUUCUGUGAUUUUCUUACUAAAAUAAAUGAAGGCAGAUUAACUGUCUUAGCAACAAGAAUUGAUCAUAAAGUAAACUUCGUAAGGUCAAAUACUACCUGCACAAAAUUGGUAUUCGAAGGAUACGGAGAUCCUCUUAAAGUAUUGAAACUUCAAAAUGAAACUUUACCUCCUGUACAGAAAAAUGAAGUUUUGGUAAAAUUUCACAUUGCGCCGGUUAAUCCAGCCGAUAUCAAUUUAAUUCAAGGUGUGUAUCCAGUUCCGGUGCAGUUUCCUGCCGUUGGUGGAACCGAAGGCGUUGGAGAAAUUUUAGAGGUGGGAGAUGAGGUUGAAGCUCUUCAACCGGGAGAUAAGGUGAUUCCUAACAUUGAAGGUUUUGGUAUAUGGAGGAAUUAUGGUGUUUACAAAAGCGAUUUACUUUAUAAAGUGCCGAAACAUGUGAAUAAUAUCGAAUUAGCCGGGAUAGCUUCAAAUCCUUGUACCGCAUACCGAAUGCUGAAAGAUUUUGUGACACUUAACCCUGGCGAUUCUGUGAUACAGAAUGGUGGAAACAGUGCAUGUGGUCAAAAUGUCAUUCAAUUAUGUCGUAUUCUGAACUACACGUCUAUUAGUAUUGUUCGAAACAGAACGGAAAUAGACGAACUAAAAUCUUACUUGAAAUCAUUAGGAGCAAAUUAUGUUUUCACCGAAGAUGAAAUAAGAAGUGUUACCUUAUUCAAGGAUAAAAAAGUUCCAGAACCAAAAUUGGGAUUGAAUUGCGUCGGAGGGCGUAGUGUUCGUGAAAUGGUUCGCCAUAUGAGCAACCAAAGUGUUUUGGUUACUUACGGAGGCAUGUCCCGUGAACCAGUUACCAUUCCUACAUCGUCGUUUAUAUUCAAAAACAUUUCAUUAAGAGGCUACUGGAUGACUCGGUGGACGAGAGAAAAUAAAGUGUCUCCUGAAAGGCAGAGUAUGUUUGAAGAGCUUGCAAAUUAUAUGCAUACUGGAAAAUUAAAAGCUCCGGUACAUAAAAUUAUACCUCUAAGUAAUUUUAGUGAAGCUAUUAUGAAAUCUUCCACUGUACAAGGUUUUACCGGUUGUAAGUAUUUACUCGAUCUUCAAAAGUAAAUGUAUCGUGUAAUGUAUUUUAGAUAAAACAAGGAAUUUCGGUGUCUUUGCUCGGUGGGUGAAUUUGAAUCAUAAAUUCGUUUAUAUUCUUACAUUCGUAAAAUUAUGAAGGAAGGUAUUUCAUAUGUUGGCUAUGUCACAUUUUACUUGAUUGCAAAAUUGUAGACAGACGUUCGUUAGUUCGAAGUAUGAAAAUAUUGAAUUACCUUGUAAUGAAAUGUUACGUGUUGAUAAUAUUCUCUUAUCUAUAAAAAAUGUUAUUAUCUUUGUUACAUGUAAACCGCAUGUGGUAUCAAUAUUCAUCAAAAUGUACGUAUAAAAAACUGAUUACCUCAAGUAAUGUGAAAUGAAAAAUACUUUCAAGUACAACAAGUUUCUAUAUUCCAUAACAUCAACGUAUUCAAAAAUUUCUCAAGUAAAAAAAUAUUCACAAAAUUCGUAUUAAUUUUUAACAAUUUUACAAAUUCAUUUUGGAUUUUAAUUUAUAUCCAAUAAUGACAAUGUGCAAUACAUUUCUGUCAUAACUGUUGUUAAGUAUUUUAAAAAUAGGUAAAACACGUCACACAGAUAGCUCACGGGUAUACAAAAUGAAAUACAAGUAUAUAAAAAUUAAAAAUCGGUACAACAACGAAAAAUAAUCGAUUACUCGGGUACAGGAAAUAAAAGGCAUGGAAAUUUGAGCAAGCAAAUUUUUCUAUCUUGUCAAUUUUUUUAAUAAUUCGUGCUAUUCGUUUCCAUAUGCCUAGAUAUGUUAAAUUAUAAUUAUUUAAACUUAAAUACGAAAAUGAACUCGACCAUAAUUGAGGUUAUACUACUUUCAGCGCGAAGGAGUUUCCUUUUUAUGAUUUUCUUUCACUCAUUUGGAAAAAAUAUGCAAUAUAUCACUAGAGCAUAUUUUCACCAAUUAUUAAUAAAUUGACUUUUUUUGUUUUAAUUCGUAAGAACAGCUCUUUUUUACAUUUAUUAAAGGAGGACGACCAGAAAAACUCGCAGAAAAAUAAAAUAAGUAAAAAAAUUUGGUAGUAUUAAAACUUUGAAAUCUUA
Messenger RNA from Planococcus citri (citrus mealybug), 2277 nucleotides. RefSeq names its product enoyl-[acyl-carrier-protein] reductase, mitochondrial-like. Gene Ontology annotation, cellular component: mitochondrion. The transcript is spliced from 5 exons. Gene Ontology annotation, molecular function: trans-2-enoyl-CoA reductase (NADPH) activity. The record is from RefSeq and is a predicted model, not a curated record. Bases 88 to 1233 code for a protein of 381 amino acids. Gene Ontology annotation, biological process: fatty acid metabolic process. NCBI's taxonomy places the organism in Eukaryota, Metazoa, Arthropoda, Insecta, Hemiptera, Pseudococcidae.